UACGUGCGGUGCCCCUCGCAGCCCCUCUAGGAGACGAAUUAUAGCAGAAAAAGGGAGGCAGUUCUGCAAAUAAAAAAAUAAUAAAAAGACUGGCUGCUGCAGCUCGCGGAGGAUUCAUUGGGUGUCACCCGGUUUGUCUCGACAGCUGUCUGCGCCGGAGGACGGGCGGGUCGUGAGGAGCGCGUCACCGCCACAUGAAGCUCCGUCCUCUGCUCAUCUCGUCCUGAAAAUCAAACAUCCUCCUUUCCGCUGUGGUCGAGCAGUUACUCCCCUAGAAGAUGGAGGGGCAGGAAAAGCAGGUAACCGGUUAUCUCCUCUUCUCAUUGGGCACGGCGGUCAUCGGUUCUCUGCAGUUUGGUUACAACACGGGAGUCAUCAAUGCUCCAGAGAAGAAACUACGAUUGUUCUUUAAUAAUACCUGGGUGGAGCGAUAUGGCGAGCCCAUCAGCCCCGGGGUUUGCACCAUCGUGUGGAGUGUUGCUGUUGCAAUCUUCAGUGUGGGGGGAAUGGUGGGCUCCUUCAGUGUGGGAGUCAUGGCCAACCGAUUUGGCAGACGUCGCUCCAUGUUCCUGGUCCUCCUACGAGAUGGUGAUCGCGGGUCGUCUGGUCAUCGGGUUGUUCUGCGGCCUCUUCACCGGCCUGACUCCCAUGUACGUGGGCGAGGUCUCACCCACGCCGCUCCGGGGAGCGUUUGGCACUCUGCAUCAGCUCGGUGUCGUGGUGGGAAUCCUGAUCGCUCAGGUCUUUGGUCUGGAGGCUUUGCUGGGCUCAGAGAAACUGUGGCCCCUGCUGUUGUCUCUCACCGUGAUCCCCGCCGUGCUGCAGUGCAUCCUCCUGCCCUUCUGUCCCGAGAGCCCUCGCUUCCUACUGAUCAACCUGAAGCAGGAGGAGCAGGCCCGCAAAGCGCUGGUCCGUCUGCGCGGCACGGAGGACGUGAGUAAAGACAUGCAGGAGAUGAAGGAGGAGAGCGCCAAGAUGGCCAAGGAGAAGAAGGUGACCAUCCCCGAGCUUUUCCGCUCGGCGUCGUACCGACAGCCGCUCCUGAUCGCCGUCAUGCUGCAGCUCUCCCAGCAGCUCUCCGGGAUCAACGCCAGCAGUGAAAUCUCUGCUGCUGCUGCUGCUGCUGGUGUUGGUGUUGGCCGUCCUGCAGAACACAGGAGAACCAGGCAACACUGCUGCCGGUGCAAGGAGGAGGCCGAGCCGGAGGCCGAGGAGGCGGUAAGGACGCUGCUGGAUCCCGGGCAGCAGGCUUCUCCUCCCGGAGCCCCGCUCCGGGGGCUCCGGGAGGAGAAGCCUGCUGCCCGGAUCCAGCUCAACCUGCAACAUGGAGGCAGCUAG
Molecule: messenger RNA, 1338 nt
Organism: Cololabis saira (Pacific saury)
Lineage: Eukaryota; Metazoa; Chordata; Actinopteri; Beloniformes; Belonidae
Product: solute carrier family 2, facilitated glucose transporter member 1-like
Exons: 8
Coding region: 379-1338 (319 amino acids)
Biological process (GO): monosaccharide transmembrane transport; response to insulin
Cellular component (GO): basolateral plasma membrane; apical plasma membrane
Molecular function (GO): hexose transmembrane transporter activity
Source: RefSeq, a predicted model, not a curated record